This is a messenger RNA of Perognathus longimembris pacificus (Pacific pocket mouse), 5988 nucleotides long. RefSeq names its product high density lipoprotein binding protein (gene Hdlbp). Bases 248 to 4045 code for a protein of 1265 amino acids. Gene Ontology annotation, molecular function: mRNA binding. The transcript is spliced from 28 exons. Gene Ontology annotation, cellular component: nucleus; cytoplasm. The record is from RefSeq and is a predicted model, not a curated record. NCBI's taxonomy places the organism in Eukaryota, Metazoa, Chordata, Mammalia, Rodentia, Heteromyidae.
UCCCACGGCGGUUGGCCAUAUAGAGGCUGGGGGCGGGGGGGUCAAGCGUAGCCUCUUCUCCUUUACCAAGAUGGCGGCUUGUCCCUCUUUCGCCACAGUUCCUACCUUAUGAGCUUGGUUUCCUCACGCUAAUAAGAGUGGAACAGGAAAAGCUGGCAGGCUGACAGAGGUGGCCUCCGGACGGACUUUCUGGCUACUGACCAUUUUGCUGUGGCUUACCCGGACUGCGUGUGGUGUGACAUCAACCAUGAGCUCCGUUGCAGUUUUGACCCAAGAGAGUUUCGCUGAACACCGAAGUGGGCUGGUUCCGCAACAAAUUAAAGUUACCACCUUAAAUUCAGAAGAAGAGAGUGACCCUCCAACCUACAAGGAUGCUUUCCCUCCACUUCCUGAGAAAGCAGCUUGCUUGGAAAAUGCCCAGGAACCUGCCGGAGCCUGGAGUAACAAGAUCCGGCCCAUCAAGGCCUCUGUCAUCACUCAGGUGUUCCAUGUACCCCUAGAGGAAAGGAAAUACAAGGACAUGAACCAAUUUGGAGAAGGUGAACAAGCAAAAAUCUGCCUUGAGAUCAUGCAGAGGACUGGUGCUCACCUAGAGCUAUCUCUGGCCAAAGACCAAGGCCUCUCCAUAAUGGUCUCAGGGAAGCUGGACGCUGUUAUGAAGGCCCGGAAGGACAUCGUUGCUAGACUGCAAACUCAAGCCUCAGCAACUGUUCCCAUUCCAAAAGAGCACCAUCGCUUUGUUAUUGGCAAAAAUGGAGAGAAACUGCAAGACUUGGAGCUAAAAACUGCAACCAAAAUCCAGAUCCCACGCCCAGAUGACCCCAGCAACCAGAUCAAGAUCACUGGCACCAAAGAGGGUAUUGAGAAAGCUCGCCAUGAGGUCCUUCUUAUCUCUGCUGAGCAGGACAAGCGCGCUGUAGAGAGGCUGGAGGUGGAGAAGGCCUUCCACCCCUUCAUUGCUGGACCAUACAACAGACUUGUGGGUGAAAUCAUGCAGGAGACAGGGACUCGCAUCAACAUCCCCCCACCCAGCGUCAACCGGACAGAAAUUGUCUUCACUGGAGAGAAGGAGCAGCUGGCUCAGGCUGUGGCUCGAAUCAAGAAGAUUUAUGAGGAAAAGAAAAAGAAGACCACAACCAUUGCAGUGGAAGUGAAGAAAUCUCAGCACAAGUAUGUCAUCGGGCCAAAGGGCAAUUCAUUGCAAGAGAUCCUGGAAAGAACUGGAGUUUCUGUUGAGAUACCACCCUCAGAUAGCAUCUCUGAGACUGUGAUACUGCGAGGCGAGCCUGAAAAGUUGGGGCAGGCAUUGACUGAAGUUUAUGCCAAGGCCAAUAGUUUUACAGUCUCUUCUGUGUCUGCCCCCUCCUGGCUUCACCGAUUCAUCAUUGGCAAGAAAGGGCAGAAUCUGGCCAAAAUCACUCAGCAGAUGCCAAAGGUUCAUAUCGAGUUCACAGAAGGUGAGGACAAGAUCACCCUAGAAGGCCCCACGGAGGAUGUGAAUGUGGCUCAGGAGCAGAUCGAGAGCACAGUCAAAGACCUGAUUAACCGGAUGGACUAUGUGGAGAUCACCAUUGAUCACAAGUUCCACAGACACCUCAUUGGGAAGAAUGGAGCCAACAUCAACAGAAUCAAAGACCAGUACAAGGUGUCUGUGCGGAUUCCUCCUGACAGUGAGAAAAGCAACCUGAUCCGCAUUGAGGGGGACCCACAGGGUGUGCAGCAGGCCAAACGGGAGCUUCUGGAGCUUGCAUCUCGCAUGGAAAAUGAGCGUACCAAGGAUUUAAUCAUUGAGCAAAGGUUUCAUCGCACAAUCAUUGGCCAGAAAGGUGAACGGAUCCGUGAAAUUCGUGACAAAUUCCCAGAGGUUAUCAUUAACUUUCCAGACCCAGCACAAAAAAGUGAUGUCGUUCAACUCAGAGGUCCCAAGAAUGAGGUGGAGAAAUGCACAAAAUACAUGCAGAAGAUGGUGGCAGACCUGGUGGAAAAUAGCUAUUCGAUUUCUGUUCCGAUCUUCAAACAGUUUCACAAGAACAUAAUUGGGAAAGGAGGUGCAAACAUUAAGAAGAUUCGUGAAGAAAGCAAUACCAAGAUUGAUCUUCCUGCAGAGAACAGCAACUCUGAGACCAUUGUCAUCACAGGCAAGCGAGCCAACUGUGAAGCUGCCCGGAGCCGUAUUCUGUCCAUCCAGAAAGACCUGGCCAACAUAGCUGAGGUGGAAGUCUCGAUUCCUGCCAAAUUGCACAACUCCCUCAUUGGCACAAAGGGGCGUCUGAUCCGCUCCAUCAUGGAGGAGUGUGGUGGAGUCCACAUUCACUUUCCUGUGGAAGGUUCUGGAAGUGAUACCGUUGUCAUCAGGGGCCCUUCCUCAGAUGUGGAAAAGGCCAAGAAGCAGCUUCUACACCUGGCUGAGGAGAAGCAAACAAAGAGCUUCACCGUGGAUAUCCGAGCCAAGCCAGAAUACCACAAAUUCCUCAUUGGCAAAGGGGGUGGCAAAAUCCGCAAGGUGCGUGACAGCACCGGAGCACGCAUCAUAUUCCCAGCAGCUGAGGACAAGGACCAGGAUUUGAUCACCAUCAUAGGGAAGGAGGACGCUGUCCGGGAGGCGCAGAGGGAGCUGGAGGCCUUGAUUCAGAACCUGGAUAACGUGGUUGAAGACUACAUGCUGGUGGAACCCAAGCACCACCGCCAUUUUGUCAUACGAAGAGGCCAGGUUUUAAGGGAGAUUGCUGAAGAAUAUGGUGGGGUGAUGGUCAGCUUCCCACGUUCAGGCACACAGAGCGACAAGGUCACCCUCAAGGGCGCCAAGGACUGUGUAGAGGCAGCCAAGAAGCGCAUUCAGGAGAUCAUCGAGGAUCUGGAAGCUCAGGUGACAGUGGAAUGUGCUAUACCCCAGAAGUUCCAUCGCUCUGUCAUGGGCCCCAAAGGUUCCAGAAUCCAGCAGAUCACUCGGGAUUACAACGUUCAGAUUAAGUUCCCUGACAGAGAGGAAAACCCAGCUCAGAGUGUAGAGCCAUCCAUCCAGGAGAAUGGGGAUGAGGCUGGGGAGGGCAGAGAGCCUGACCCUGGCUCUCCCAGGAGGUGUGACAUCAUCAUCAUCUCAGGCCGGAAAGAAAAGUGUGAGGCUGCCAAGGAAGCCCUCGAGGCAUUGGUUCCAGUCACCAUUGAAGUGGAGGUACCCUUUGACCUUCACCGUUAUAUCAUUGGGCAGAAAGGCAGUGGGAUCCGAAAGAUGAUGGAUGAGUUUGAGGUGAAUAUUCACGUCCCAGCUCCCGAGCUGCAAUCUGACAUCAUUGCCAUCACUGGCCUGGCUGCAAAUUUGGACCGGGCCAAGGCAGGGCUGCUGGAGCGAGUGAAGGAGCUUCAGGCUGAGCAGGAAGACCGGGCUUUAAGGAGUUUUAAGCUGAGUGUCACUGUUGACCCCAAAUACCAUCCCAAAAUUAUCGGGAGAAAGGGAGCAGUGAUCACCCAAAUCCGCUUGGAGCACGAUGUGAACAUCCAGUUUCCUGAUAAGGAUGAUGGGAGCCAGGCCCAGGACCAAAUCACCAUCACUGGGUAUGAGAAGAACACAGAAGCUGCCCGCGAUGCUAUCCUGAAAAUUGUGGGUGAGCUUGAACAGAUGGUUUCUGAGGACGUCCCACUGGACCACCGUGUCCAUGCCCGUAUCAUUGGUGCCCGGGGCAAAGCCAUCCGCAAAAUCAUGGAUGAGUUCAAGGUGGACAUCCGCUUCCCACAGAGUGGAGCUCCAGACCCCAACUGUGUCACUGUGACAGGGCUCCCGGAGAAUGUGGAGGAGGCCAUCGACCACAUCCUGAACUUGGAGGAGGAAUAUCUGGCCGACGUGGUGGACAGUGAGGUACUGCAAGUUUACAUGAAGCCCCCGGCACAUGAGGAGUAUAAGGCGCCCUCCAAAGGUUUUGUGGUGCGGGACGCUCCCUGGACUGCCAACAGCAGCGAUAAGGCUCCCGAUAUGAGCAGCUCCGAGGAAUUUCCAAGCUUUGGGGCUCAGGUGGCCCCUAAGACCCUCCCAUGGGGGCCAAAGCGAUAAUGAACAAAAAGCAGAAAGCUUUCCAGCCUGCUGGCCUGAACCUAGCCACACCACGGUUUGUCUCAAUCUGACCCAGCAGCUGGACCCUCGUAAAUUGUUGACGCUCUUUCCCCCUCCCCGAGGUCUCGCAGUGAAGCCUGGUUGGCACCCCGUGGGCUCAGGAUCUGCCCCUGGCACCAUGCUCUGGGACAGGCACACUUUUAAACACUAAGCAAAGUAAUUGAGCAUCUCCUGAUAACACAGACUCCGGCUUCCGGGUCCACCCAGCAUGCAGUCAGCACUCUGACCUCCAUUACCAGAGCUCCACGGCCGCGGCUAGGAGUCGACUUCCUGUGUCAUGACCUCAGGAAAUAAAUUUCCUUGACUUUAUAAAAGCCAAAACGUUUGCCCUCUUCCUUUCCCACCUCCUUCCUGUAGGCUGUCUGUGGUCCAGACCUGCCUUGUGGAAUGCAGUCAGCCUCCUCUAACUGCCGAGGUCUGCUUAGCACAGGCCACUGGAGGGGGAGGGGGGGUGGAGGGAGGCCGGCCAGAGGCUGGGUGACCUGGGUCCUCUGCACUGAUGGUAACCCCUUUGGGUCUGAAAUCACUGGAGAUGAGGCUGUGUGCGUGGGCUCCCUGACCUCUUGUGGCCAUUGCUGUGGCCGUGGGUGGCCUGGGAACUGGCAGGGAGCAGGAAAACUGCUUCCCUUCAGUGGGGGCUGCUCCACCUGCCAAGGCUGGGCACCUCAUGUUCACUUGCCUUCUUUCUACCUCAGCCGUGUGGUAGUGUUGUCAUGCAUAGUUUAUUUCCCUCCCCCAAGUCUCCUUUCUAAAUCUAGACAUUUUUGGUGGUCCUGGCUUACUGCAGUUGGGUAUGGGGCCUGUGUGUGGAACUGGAGCCAGGGUGGGGGCCCAGUCCAGCGUGGAGUGUUCUCUCCCUUUCUGCUCACAGUUGGCCAGCCCUAGAAGGCUCUAGAAGGGCAGGCUUAGAUGGUGUGUGCAGGCCACAGGCACUGAUCCUAGGUUGCUGGCUUUCGAGGAAGGUGUUACAGUCCUAGUUUAAGUUGAUUACUGAAUGGCAAUCAAGAAGAAGCCAAAUAAGAGGCAAAGGACUGGGUGCUUGAAGGCCCUCCUAGCCUAGGCAAAUUCUACCAUUCCAGUGUGGCCAGUAAUAGUGUUGAACCACUGGCUGCAGUAUGUAUAAUCAGGGACCCCAGCCCACAGGCUACAGACCCACCCUCACCAGGAAAGGUGGUCCUAGGCAGACGUGUCUGCCGUGUGUGGGGAAUGAAGAUGGGCUUUAAGAUUUCCAGGUUGUCUAAGUAGCCAUAGUAAGUUGUCUUGUCCCAGACGUGUGGGCUUCUAGAGCGGCACACAUGUGCCCAUUUCCUAGCCCUCCCUCUGGAUGGUCACCAAUGUAGCCACUUAUGGGACAGCGUCUGCUUUUCUGGGUAGCAGGACAGCCUGGGGCUGAGCCGAUGGGGCCAGGAGGAAAGGCCAGGGGCUCCCACCAAUUCCCCAGAGCUGUCUCAUUCCUGGAGACCUUGAGGGAAGUCUGCAUGAGCUUGGGGUGUUUUCCUGUCGGUCGUAUUGCUUCUUUCCUCAUCCUCCCUGCUCUGGUACCCACCUUACCUCUCUUCCAACAGUCCCUCCUUCCCCCAGAAGGUUUUUUUUUUUUUUAACACAUCUCCAUUUAUUGCCAAGUGCUGUAGAUGUGGGCCUCCUUUUCAGUCAUUUAUGAGCUCCAGGCCAAUUCCCUGCAGCUGGAGCGGCUGGGGCUGAGCAGGGGUGGGCAGAUCUUUUCCUCCUUGUUGAAUGUCUUCCAUACCCUAUGUUUCCAUAGCAACAUCCAUCCCUUGGCCUUAACUUUGGAAUUUGGAGAUUAUAUGCAAAUAUGUGUAAAGGCUCAUGAAUAUGGAUGACACUGGAAUUUUAUAAAUUCUAAAAUAAAACCCGAAACUAGA